AUGGGAUGUAUACAUUCCAUCAAUGUAAAAGAAGCAGCAAAUGUAGAAGUUGUAAGGAAUUCAGAUCAAAGUGCCAAAACAUGUACAUUGACUAAACCAAGUGAGGAUAAAAGAGGCUCUCAACAGUACAGUCUCAGAGCUGCUGUUCUCAUUCAGAAAUGGUACAGACGUUAUCAGGCGCGUCUAGAAAUUAAAAGAAGAUGCGCUUGGAUGAUCUAUCAAUCAUUGGAAUAUGCUGGAGAACAGAAUCACCUAAAGCUCUAUGAUUUAUUUCGUGACCUAAUAUUGAACGCAUCUGAUGAAAAGAUUAUAGAUGCAGAUAAUCCUUCUGAAAAUUCAAAUAAUCUGGAUUUAAGGUUGGCAUUACUUGUACAACUUGAUGGUGGUGAACCAUUGGAUUUAAACAUAUGGAAUGGUGAUUGGUUACCAUCAUUGUCAUCAAAUUAUCAAGGCGUUAAGUUGAAUUUCCCUCUAGACAUGCAACAAGUUGCUGGAUUGAUGGAAUCAUUUGUUCAAGGAGAAAGAUUGCAUCCAAAAUAUGUUUUUCAAAUUUUAUGUGAAUCCAGGCAGUGCAUUAUGUCACGUCCAAAUGUUCAAAUGGCAUCAACUUCAAUUUCUCGACAAAUUACAGUUGUUGGUGAUUUACACGGACAGUUUAGUGAUCUUCAAAUGAUACUGUAUAAGAAUGGUAUGCCAGAUGUAACAAAUCCAUAUGUAUUCAAUGGAGAUUUUGUGGAUAGAGGUAGAAAAUCUGUUGAAACUUUACUCACUAUAUUAUGUCUAUUGUUGAUUCGACCUACCGCAGUGUUUUUAAAUCGUGGUAAUCAUGAAGAUCAUUAUGUUAACUGUCAAUAUGGAUUUAUCAAAGAAAUUCAAAAAAAAUAUAAGUCAGUUGGUGAUCAAACAGAUUUAAAUACACUUGGAAGCAUGAAUCGAUUUUCUUUUUUCACGCUUCUUAAACCUGUGGACGAAAGUCCCUUGAACAGUGAUGGAGUGAAACAGUAUCAAGACCUACUUUGGAGUGAUCCACAGAGUCAAUCAGGAUUACUAAUGAAUGAAAGACGUGGUUUAGGCUGCUCAUUUGGUCCAGAUAUUACUGAGAAUUUCUUAGGAAGGCAUAAUUUAAGUCUACUUAUACGAUCACAUGAAUGUAAACCUGAAGGAUUUCAAUGGUCACAUUGCAAAAAGUUGUUAACUGUAUUCUCAGCAUCAAAUUAUUAUACAGAUGGUUCAAAUCGUGGUGCAUAUGCAAGAAUUUCAUACGAUGGUUCUGUACAAAUAAUACAAUAUGAUAAGUUGGCAGAAGAAUCAGCUUUGACUGAUCUCAAACGAAAAAUAUCUACUUAUUCAAAAGAGUUAAGAAAAGAGUUUGAAUUACUGGAUCCCACAAAUACUGGGAAAAUUUCUAAACUUGAAUGGUGUAAAACAAUGGAGAAAGUAUUAGAUUUAAAAUUACCAUGGAGUACACUUCAACCACGCCUAGUUGUUGCUUCAAAAACGCAAAAUCAAGUUGAAUAUUUAACAACAUUUGAAAAGCUCUCAAUACACAAUAAUGCAUCAAAUAUGCCACCUUCGGUUACUGAAGAAAUGUACAAAUAUCGUGAUGUACUUGAAGGGAUAUUUCGAGCAAUGGACAAAGAUAACUCAGGUCGUAUAUCAUUGAAUGAAUUUAAGCAUGCGUGUUUACGUUUACCUAAUUGGACAGAGAUCAAUGAAAAAAUUGUCAUGGAUAUGGCACGUUCAAUUGAUAUUAAUAAGGAUGGUUUAAUUGAUUUCAAUGAAUUUCUUGAAACAUUUCGAUUAGUUGAAUCAGAUCAUAAUCAUCAUGAAUCAUUGACUAAUCCACAAAUAGAUGAAUAA
Messenger RNA from Heterobilharzia americana, 1860 nucleotides. The record is from the annotation of a GenBank genome assembly. Lineage: Eukaryota; Metazoa; Platyhelminthes; Trematoda; Strigeidida; Schistosomatidae.